Spirodela intermedia is the source of this 5116-nucleotide messenger RNA. Lineage: Eukaryota; Viridiplantae; Streptophyta; Magnoliopsida; Alismatales; Araceae. The record is from the annotation of a GenBank genome assembly.
AUGGAUGGGUUCCGCGGGGAGGGUAUUGGGAUUCGGGGAAUCCCUUACUCUGGCUUCGAUUUGCAGGAACCCGGGAGCACGCGCUCAGGUAAUCUUGGGGUUCCAUUUCUUCGUUCGCAGAUUGCAUCUUCUCUGAUCUGGUUUUCGCGGCCCGGGGGAUUUGCCAUUCGCGUACGGUGUUCAACUCUCAUCCGUGGUGCUUGGCGGGGAAGUCUUCUUGAUUGUCGUUAGUUCGGGCGAUUUCUUGUCGGGGAGAUCUGAUUUUCGGUUGUUUCCUAAACGCAUGCGCGGUGAUGUCGGUGAAGUGAUUAGGGCUGGGAGGAAUCCAGGCUGGACGCGAGGAACAGGCCUCUCAUGUAACCAUAUCUUCUUUGCAGCAUUCUCGGGUCCACAGUGAUCGGAUUGAAUAGCCUUCAAUGCUCCUCACACCGGCAUCUUGUAAAAUUCGUGUCAAAUUUUCAACUAUUUUCGAGUUUCUUGGCCUGGUUGGUUUAGGGCGAUGAUUCCUUUCUUCUUGCUCGGUGAAAUUCUACCAUCGAUUUCUCUCAUGCCCGGUGAUGGAGCUUUCCGAACUCGCUUCGGUUUCAUGCCCGCCUGUUCAUUAGAGUUCUGAUUAUCUUCUUUCGGUCUCUAUCUCCUGGUUUUCUUCUCUGUUAUCGCCUCGUCUCCGGGAUCUCAGCUCCGUGGUGUCCCUAUUUACCGGCGCCCUAACCUGCGAUCUUAUGUUCUUGAAGAUAAUACACGAUUCGACGCGUCGCAAUACGACUUCUUUGGUAGGGACGGCGUGGAGGAAGUCGAAUUGGGAGGUCUGGAAGGCGAUGGGGACGAAGAUGCUGGGUUUCUCAGGAUCUACAGCGAGGACGCCCGCUUGUCCCCUCUGGGGGGCAGAGAAGAGGUGACCUUCUCUGUUCUUUUGCCAAGCAUUCUUCGUUUCCUCUCAAGUGAAAUGUACCCUCUAGUUCAUGCCCAAGGAGUAAUUUGCUUAACUCGCUCUACCCUUCUCUUCUGGUGAUCACUUCAUGUGAGACGGUGAUACUGCCUGGACUAAGCCAUCUCCCCCUCCUCGCCCCUUCUUUUUCUUGAUAGUAUGGGGUCCUUUUGCUGCUGUCCUUCCCUGUUCUUCUGCUUAGACUGCGUGAAAAAGUGGAGAGGGAGAUCUAUUUUGGGUGGAGUGUUUGACUAUUUUGAUGACUGAAGUAUUUGACCAUUCUGACGUGUUCUCAGCAUGGUAAUUUCACCACCCAUAGGUGUUGGAGAAGAAGGGCAGGAUUUUCUUGGAUAAUUUCUCAUCCAACCUCAGUCGAGUUUUAGAUAACAUUAUUCUUGCAACAAUGAAUAAUAUACCUAAUAGAUAUCCAUUCUUAUGGGCAUGUGCUUAGUGGUUUACCCUGAGCUUGCUGCAUCUUUCUCAAAUCUCUGCUCAUUAUUUUUUUAAAGAGAUUAUUCUAUUUCUGACUUAGUUUGCUUUGACUUAGUUUAUUAAGAAAUGAGAUCAUUUUUUGAUAUCAACUCCUACCUUUCCUCCUUGCAGGGUGAGGGAUUGGGGGCUCUCUCCGACAUUGAUGAUCUUACGAGCGUAUUCUCAAAGGUCAGCCUUCUCUCUUUCAUGGGAAUUGGUGAGAGGAUGAAGCAAAAUGACUGGUCGCAUGUGUAGAUAUUUCAUUGGUCAAACCUUGAUUUUGAGAAAAAUGGUGUCAACUGUAGAUGAUAUUUCGCCACUGAAUCUUGAUUUUUUAGAGAAAUGAUGUUCAUCAUAGAUGUUUCUGUGAUCUACUUGUACCAAGUCUCAUACUCUGACCUGGCUAUUGCUUUCGCCUUCAUUUUUUUUUUUUUUGGGUUGACUUCAUCCUUUAGAAUUCCGUAUGCUCUGGGUUUUUUUAUUGGGUUAGAAAGGUUUCAAAGGAAAGCUGCAGCAUGUGAUCCCAUUAAUCUACAUAAAUUUUUCAACGUGCCGUGUCUCUUAUUCAAUAUAUUUUUUUCUCAAAUAUAUUUAUUUAUUUAUUUAUUUUAAUGCCUUUCAUGAGUAAUUUUCCAAUGGUUGUUCAUCAUUCUGGUGCAUGUUAUCAACCUGCAGUUAUCAACCUACGUGUAACUUCCUGGGCUUACUCGGGCUGAUUCUUAGGGAUCUGCCAUAAGGCCUAGAUUUUUUUUUAAACCCCUAAUUUUCAUCAAUGGGUAAUUUUAUGUACCCUAGUUGCAAUUUGUGGGGUUAUAUGAUUAAAUGUCUAUUAAUAUACGGUAGGCGUCUGCACUAUUGCUUGAACGUGGCCUAAAAAUAGAUCUAUUUUUUCCCACAUUAGUGGGAUUGGGGAAAAUAACUUUCUUAUUGUAGUAAAAAAAAAAGUCCCAUCUUUUCUUCCAGCUCUCCUCUCCAAUUUUCUGGAUCAUUUAUUACGUAUGAAAAUCAGGAUUUGGUGAUCACGAUUUGGCCGAAUUAAUAUUUGGAGCAUUGCUGGUUGAGGAAAAUUGAAUUAUUUGAUGCUUCUGUGUUUUGUUUUUGUUCAUGGCCCCGUGGUUAAUUUUUGUUGAAAUAAUUACGGUGCUGCUAACAUAAUUCUUAUAAACAUAUAUUUUAUUCUCAGCUAAACAAGAACGUUAGUGGACCGAGGAAUGCUGGAGUUAUCGGUGAUCGGAGAUCAUUUUCCAGAGAAAGUGAGUAUUCCCUCCUUAGUCUUUCUUUAUUUGUUCUCCAGGAAAAGAAUAUGCUGAAUAAUGAUCUUUCAUUUCGUACCUGUUUGAUUAGAUAAUAAUCUUUAUUUUCGCUCUUUUUUCUUUGGAAAAAGUAGAUUUUUUAAUUUUUUGUUGUAGAUUCCAGCCCUUGCUUGAGCUCGGAGAAAUCUAAUCAAACUCUGUUUUUCCAAUUUUUUAAUUUCAUAAUAUUUAUUGUGAUGUGAGUUUGGGAUUAUUUAUGGAAACAUUUGGAAAUAACUAAGUUUAUGAAAAAAUUAAGCAAUUCUCAUCAGUGGGAUUUUGCUCCUAAUCUCUCUGAACUUCUUCAGCAUCGUUGACCGGUCCCUCUCAAUUUGCCCUUUUAGGUUCCUUGACUGCGGACUGGUCGCAGGACGCUGACUUUUCCGACUGGCUCGAUCAGACAAGCUUUGACCCAGAGAAUCCCCAAGAUGAGAAGCGGUGGUGGUCUCAGCCACAGCUGUCGUCAACUCCUGUUGCAGAGCCAAAGCCGCUGUACAGGACCUCCACAUACCCCCAACAGGAGCCACCGCACGACCCUAUUGGACCCCUACUUGCACCACCCAGUUCAUCGUCUUUCACCUCAUACCCGCCGCCAGGCAGCCAAUCCAGAGCGCCGCCGCUGCUCCGCCACUCGAGCGUCCCUAUUCCCCUUCAAGCUCCGGCAAGCCAGCCGCCACCCUUCUCCCCUCAGAGCUCAUUGUCCUCCUUCUCUGGCUCGCAGCUUCACCUGGGAGGAGGCCUCCCCUAUGGCGGCAGCUUGCCUCAGUUCACCCCUGGCGGUGGUCUCUCCAUCUAUGGCCGGCAGCCCAGCCUGAUCCACCACCCGUCCAUGGUUGAUCUGCUCCGCCAGCAAUGGAUGCUGGGGGCGGUCCAGCCACUGGCAUCGCCUCCUCAUCUUCCCGGCUUCCUGUCACGUUCCUUCAUUCCACCGCCACCACCAGUGGCUGCAUUAUCGUCCCCACGUAUGGCGAGCAAACUGGAGCUGGUGGCGGGAAUGGCCGAGCAGCGGGAGCCGAGAUCAAGAGGAGCUCAGAGGGGGCGGCAGGGCUCAAGGGCUGCCACAUCGGGUGGUGAUGGCGGCAGUGGCGGCAGUCAGAAAGGCGAUGCGGCAGUGCGGCUGCAAUUCCGGUCGAAGUACAUGUCAGCAGAGGAGAUCGAGGGCAUUCUGCGGAUCCAGCAUGCCACCGGACACAACAGUGACCCCUACGUCGACGACUACUACCACCAGGCCUGCACUGCCAAGAGGUCCGCCAUGGCGGCGCGGGGGAGGAAGCACCAAUUCUGGCCAGCGUCCCUCCACGACGGUCCCCACCGCAGCCGCAAUGGUCACGAGGCUCACUCUUUUAUCCAGGUUGAUGCCCUCGGGAGAUUGUCUUUUUCCUCCAUCCGGCGGCCCCGGCCCCUUCUGGAAGCCGACCCGCCGCCAAUCUCCAGUGAGCGGAAGGUGGCAAAGCCGCUGGAGCAAGAACCCCUUCUGGCGGCCCGCAUUGCCAUUGAAGAUGGUCUCUGCCUGCUCCUCGAUGUGGACGACAUCGACCGGCUCCUCCACUCCGGCCAGCACCAGGACGGCAGCGGCAGCAGCGGCACCACCCAGCUCCGGCGGCGGCGGCAGGUGCUCCUUGAGGGGCUGGGGGCCUCUCUGCAGCUCGUUGACCCUCUCAGCCACUCUGCUGGCCUCAGCCCCAACGACGACCUGGUGUUCCUGCGGCUGGCCUCGCUCCCCAAGGGCCGGAAGCUCAUCGCCCGCUACCUCCAGCUCCUCUUCCCCGGCAGUGACGUCGCCAGGAUGGUAUGCAUGGCAGUCUUCCGACACCUGAGGAUCCUCUUCGGCGGCCUACCAGCAGACCCUGCUGCUGCCGAGACGACAGCUGCCCUCGCCCGUGCUGUCUCCUCCUGCGUCAACAGCAUGGAUCUGAGUGCGCUGAGUGCCUGCCUUGCUGCCAUCGUCUGCUCGUCAGAACAGCCACCGCUGCGGCCAAUUGGGAGCUCCGCCGGUGAUGGUGCAUCGGUCAUCAUCAAGGCCAUCCUUGAGAGGGCAACGCACCUGCUUACAGGCCCACAGGCCGCUGCCGGGUACAGCCUGCAGAUCAGAUCGCUCUGGCAGGCCUCCUUCAACGCCUUCUUCACGCUGCUGACCAAGUACUGCCUGCGCAAGUAUGAUGCCAUCGUGCAGUCUCUGCUCCUGCAAGCGCCAACUGCUGCCGCUGCUAAUGCAGAGGCGGCGAAAGCUGUCGGCAGGGAGAUGCCAGUGGAGCUCCUCCGGGCCAGCCUCCCCCAUACUGACGAGCACCAGCACCUGCUUCUGCUUGAAUUUGCCCGCAGGUCCACCAUGCCGGUGACCGGCUUCAAUGCCGGCAGUGGCGGCGGCAGUGGCGGCGGCAGUGGUGGUGGAGACCCGCUGAGCUCUGAGUUCGUCCCAGGUUAG